AUCGUCCCCGGCCCCUCACGGUCAAUGCCUUUUACGCUUAAAAGGGUAAGGCCCAAGGCAAGACGCAACUCCUACCUCGCUAGUUGUUAAAACGUCGAAUGCGUGGUGGUGGUGUACCGACAAUCCCUUGCUAAAGGUUUCGUUCGUUGCUCGAAGCUACCGGAUCGCCAUCCUCUUGGUUGCGUCGACUCCGAGCCACCAAUUCUCAGCACACAGUCUCUCCGACUCUUAUCCAACACACACCUCUGGUGUGGGUGUUGGUGUGUGUUUCUGUGGCUGUACCUACGAACGUAUUGAAUUAUAUAUAGUCCGUGCGCUCGCUACCGACAAUCACAAUGACCACAAUGACGACUCAGUCCAGUGGGAUGGGAGUGAGGAUAUCACCCUUGUCUCUUUUGACGCAUCUGCUCGUGGGUCUCGCCGGUCUCCAACUGGGUCUCGUCAUUGGGGGAUACACGGUGAUCCACACGGGCAGCGACGCUGCAACUACCGUCACCACUAGUGGUGAUAGUAGUAGUAGUAGUAGUAGUACUGGUGCCAACGCCGACGCCGUUGUUGGUAUCCCGUGUGUGCGAGACACCACCGACGCUACGAUUCGCGAAUUACGCCUGAAACUAGCGCACGCCCUCGCGGAGGCUUCCGCCGAAACUACCCUGCCCGAGACUCUUCAGGGGUUCGUGGCCGGGAUGGGACGCGUCGAUCGCGACGAAUUUAUCCAGCGAUUCGAUGUCGGUGUGCCGUGGGAUGCCAAGCAACCCGGCAAUAAGGAAGUUCUCCUGCUGUACAAUCACCCAUUGUCCCUGCCCCGUAAUGGAAGCAGCGACGCAUCGUCCAACACCAUUCCUCGCUACGAAUCGAUCAACGACGCCGUCCAGAACUGUCACCAAAUGAAAAUAGUGCUACAGAAACCGAAUCAACCCAACGUCUGUUGGGCCGUCGUGGGACAGUGGGAUUCGCACCACGUCCAGAAACUCAUGCGACUGCCGCCAGAACAUAGUUUGUCGACCAAAAAGGCUGUCUCCGAGGGAUUCCCGCUCCGCUACGUCUCUCGCAACCAUUUGCCCAACGGUCGCCAGACGAGAGUUCCCACCGGUACUUCCUACUUCCCCAUCCUACACGACUAUCUCGGCAAACUGGAAGCCACGCUCGCCCGCCUCAGUCCCGUCGCCGCGCAAGCGGCGGACCCCCACAACUCUCUCGUCGUGCUCGUUUGCAACCACGGACAAUCGGAACUCUUGUGGAAUUUCGUUUGUGCCGCGCGAUCACGGUCGCUAAAUCUCGCGCACGUCCUCGUCUUUGCGACCGACUCGGUGACGUACGAUCUCGCGGUCGCCAUGGGUCUGCACGCAAUGGACGUCCAGAACGCCUUUGGUGACAUGCCCACGGUUGCGGCCAGGCGCUACGGUGACGCCGCCUUUACCGGAAUGAUGAUGAGCAAGGUCUACGUCAUGCAUCUACUCAUCACUCUAGGAUACAAUGUGCUCUUCCAAGAUGUCGACGUGGUGUGGUACCAGGAUCCCCUCGCGUAUUUCAAUAACGACCAGUCCGAUUUUGAUUUGUUCUUUCAAGACGAUGGAGCGCAUUCUCCACGGUAUGCUCCGUACAGUCCAAAUACGGGCUUAUACUAUGUCCGCCACAACGAGCGUACGGAGUUUUUCUUUUCCACGUUGGCCCGCAUGGGUGAUUUGAUUCAAGCUUCGGGUUCGCACCAAUCCGCUCUCAACGCGCUUUUAGCCGAACACGCAUCCUGGCGCGGACUCAAGGUUAAAGUCUUUGGGACCAGCACGGACCAGGGUGAACUUUUUCCCGGUGGGUACCAUUUUCACCGACGCAAAGGCUUCAUGAAAGAAAUUAUCAACAAACAGCGAUUCUUUCGACAGAUGGGAGACUGGUUCGUCCAAGAAGCUUGCAUUGGCAAAACUCUGGACGAUAUUGGGACGGACGAUUCGCCGGACGUUCGACAAGCCGAGUAUUAUACCGUGCAAGGACAGUCCUUCGAUUGA
This is a messenger RNA of Phaeodactylum tricornutum CCAP 1055/1, 2003 nucleotides long. RefSeq lists its product with no specific name. The transcript is spliced from 4 exons. The coding region runs from base 336 to 2003 and encodes 555 amino acids. NCBI's taxonomy places the organism in Eukaryota, Bacillariophyta, Bacillariophyceae, Surirellales, Neidiaceae. Gene Ontology annotation, molecular function: glycosyltransferase activity. The record is from RefSeq and is a predicted model, not a curated record. Gene Ontology annotation, cellular component: Golgi apparatus.